GUAGUGCGUAUUCAAAUGCAGAACAGUUCGCAUGGACGUGUAUAUUUUUUACCGUGUGUGCUUUCCCAAUCAUUCUACCAAUGCGGGAUUCGCAAGCACUCUUUCGUACAGCUGGUUCAUCGUGGGUGGACCGUUGAGGAGGGCCAAUGGCCAUGGCAUGUCGCCAUUUUCCAUAAACAGAAAGGCAAUUCUGGAGAUUAUGCAUGCGGUGGAACAUUGCUGGAUGAGAAGCACGUUUUGACUGCAGCGCAUUGUGUCGUGAAUCGUAACACUGGAUAUAGCUUACAACCCGCUAUCUUCAAACUACAUUUUGGCCAGCAGAAUUUGUCUACGGUGAAUGCUAAUGUACAGAUUCGAGAUGUCCGAAAAGUGCACGUACAUCCUGAACAUUCCACCCAUCGGAACGAUAUAGCGAUACUAGAGCUGAGGCUGCCUGUGCAGUACACAGAUUAUGUUAUUCCUAUAUGCAUCGACCAAAAGGCCGACAUAGAUUUGCGUAACCUAGAAGGUCAACGUGGAUGGAUUACGGGAUGGGGCACGACUCACACAGGAUCGAUUUCGGAUGUAUUACAAACGGCAUCACUACCAGUUGUGAGUUAUCUACAGUGCUUCAACGAUCAUGAAGUAGUAUUCGGGAAUCUCCUGAAUCAGAAUGUCUUUUGCGCAGGUGAUCGCAAUGGAACUAGUCCCGGCACAGGAGACAGCGGGGGCGGCUUGUAUUUUAGCGAUGGGGAUCGCUGGGUUCUUAGAGGUAUCGUAUCAUUUGCAAAAGCAGAUGAACUGAAAAAAGAGGUUGAUACCUCAAAGUAUGUGAUAUUCGUUAAUGUGCAGCGUUUCUUAACGUGGAUCAAGGAAGUAAUUAAAGAAAAUGAAUCACAAUCAAGUAAUGUUCCGAAACGCAUAAGUGAGAAAGAAUGUAACAGAUUCAAGGGUUUGGCCAGAAAACGACGUAACGACAUUUGCGAUAACUCUAGGUAUCCUCAUACGGUAACUCUUAUCUACAACGAUGAUGUCGCCAAGUGCAAUGGUGUUCUGGUGAAUGAAAACUAUGUUUUAACAGCUUGCUAUUGCAAAAGCGAUGAAAAUAGACUUGCACCCAGAAAAAUUCAAAUCGACGCUUACGGUGUAGUUGGCGUUGAAAAAAUGGUUUGCUAUCCUCAUUAUAGAAGCGGAGUUGUGUAUAAUGACCUAGCCUUAAUUAAGCUGAAAACUCCUGUUGAAUUAUCCAGCAACAUUAUUCCAGCUUGCUUGGCUAGCAAUUGGACUGAGAAUCUCUAUGACACUCUUUUACAAACUGGUUAUGGUACCAGUACGUACUCAGGCAUCAAGAAAUUCAUUGAAUCAGAUGAGAACCAAGUCAUAACAAAAGAACGGUGCGAAGAAAUAAUACAUAAAUCAAGGCGACACAGCAGUGGGUCAUCCGGCAGUCCGUUGCAGUCCGUUAACACGCGUUCCUGCAUGUUCACAGUAGUUGGAAUUACAAGCUUCGGAAGUCAGGACAAUGAAUUAUACCGGAAGGGAAACGCCACUGUGGUCGAUGUUUAUACGCGCAUUUCGCACUAUCUGGAUUGGAUUGAGCACGUGGUGUGGAAUUUUGAACCACCAGUGACUUCCACUGUCGACACGCGACAGGAUGAAACAAUAACCACCAGUGAAUUGCCAUAUCGAACGGAUUUUGUGUUUCCAGAUAACUAAAUCAUAUAAAAUACUACGUUGGAAUAACAUUGUUUUUAUUCUUUGAAGA
This is a messenger RNA of Armigeres subalbatus, 1744 nucleotides long. RefSeq names its product polyserase-2-like. Lineage: Eukaryota; Metazoa; Arthropoda; Insecta; Diptera; Culicidae. Gene Ontology annotation, biological process: proteolysis. The record is from RefSeq and is a predicted model, not a curated record. Gene Ontology annotation, molecular function: serine-type endopeptidase activity.